AUGGAUUUGAAAAGGACGCAGGUCUUCUGGUUUCAGUCGCCAGGAGGCACGGCAUGGCCUCAAAGAACUAUAAGACCUUCAUUCUUCCUCUCGUCUCGAAAGAAUCAUCAGCAAGCAACAGACUUUCCAAGCUCCAGCCUCCGCUACCACAUCCACUCUUUAACUCGCUCUAUACACUCUUUCAACUCGCGGACUCAAGCAACCCAGCUUUUUAAGCCACACAAAGUCGUCAAGACGCAAUACCUUGCUGUCAUCCUCGCCGCUGCGAGCCUUGCUGCCGCCGUCCCAGGCUGGCCAUACGGUGGCGAGAAGCCAGACUGCUACACUACCGAGACCUGUGCUCCAUACUACCAGACCACCACAAAGACCAUCCCAUACACCGACGUCAAAACGAAGACCAUCACUGACUACCAGCCAUACACCACUACCGUGACCGUCCCAGCAACCUACACAACCACCAAGACCGUCAUCGACACCAAGGAAGUCCCAUACACCACGUGGUCCUACAGCACCACCUGCAUCACCACCAAGGUCCCAGUCACCACCUACAGCAAGCUCACCACCACCUUCCUCUCAACUUGCCCAUACACCACCGAGACUGCCAAGACGAUUGUCACCAGCAAGCCCCACGUCACAACCGAGUGCGAAACUCUCGCUACCUCGUCGACUUCCGUAUGCACGGUCACUACAACCAAGUGUGCCCCUACUACGAGCUGCAAGUCCAAGGAUGCGUACAAGCCAACGCCUCAUGGAUAUGGACAGUAA
This is a messenger RNA of Fulvia fulva, 765 nucleotides long. RefSeq lists its product as uncharacterized. The record is from RefSeq and is a predicted model, not a curated record. The transcript has 3 exons. Lineage: Eukaryota; Fungi; Ascomycota; Dothideomycetes; Mycosphaerellales; Mycosphaerellaceae. The coding region runs from base 1 to 765 and encodes 254 amino acids.